This is a messenger RNA of Lecanosticta acicola, 1440 nucleotides long. The record is from the annotation of a GenBank genome assembly. Lineage: Eukaryota; Fungi; Ascomycota; Dothideomycetes; Mycosphaerellales; Mycosphaerellaceae.
AUGACUUCGUUUUCUACUCACCCUCAGCAAUAUGGUAUAGACACGGGCGUCUUCAGCGGCGCGCAAGCCUAUAAGCCUCACGAGUUCGGCCAUCCUCACCAAGAAGCCCCGCCGCAACCCACAGAUCCGUUCUGGUGGCAACAUCCAAGUUGGACAAUGCCUAACCAGAACUCAUAUUACUACCCUGGAUAUGGCUUCUUCGAUCGCCCCCUUUACCUCGACUACGCAACGGACGGACGGCCAGUAGUCGUCGGAUAUGGCCGCAAACUCUCCGCCAAGCAAGGCAGUGGCAGGAACACGCCCAUGCAAAAUCACAUCAUGCGGAUGGUGUCCGUAUAUAACGGCGAUGACUUUGUGCAGAAAAUUCCUUUGAAGCUCUUAUUUCGCUUCUCGGACGCUGCGCGCCAGGCAUUCCCCAAGCCGCCCAAGGGCGCCGAUUCUCAGCGCAAUUCACAGGCCACUCAAGCGGACAAUGAGCAGGAUGCCGUAGCUUCUGCUUCAAUGAGGCUGAGUCCGGACGCUUCAAGCAAGUCUACCAGUUGGGCCGACGAAGUCAGCAGCAUCGUCAGUACGAAAGGCGGCCCAUCUCCCGUCAGCACAGAAUCGGUUGCUCGUUCCUCCGCAGACACAGCGUUCACAGACUUCACCUACACCAAGCCUGCCAUGAGGGCAUCUCCGGCUAGAAGUCAAAGUCCCGCGCCCUUCGUCAGAACAAUCCCUCGGGACGCGCACGGCCAUAGGAUGCUCAAGCUCGAUUUGCAAGCAAAGGAGAUGCCGACCAACCAAGCCGUUGCAGAUGUACUCAAGUGGAUGAAAGACAACGAGGACGUGCCGCGCGAUGGCCGGUUGCUCGAGUUCGCUCCGCCGAACCUCGACGACGUUCUGCUCGAGAACCUCGUGGAUUACUAUCAGGCGGUUUUGGCGUUAGGCAUGAUGCCAUUCCCGCACAGGCUGAGGAAGGCGAUUCUCGACCGCAUCACACGCGAGGGUAUUGACUUCGAAACUUUCCGCAACAUAACCGGAUGGGUCCCUUCCCAGGAUGUAGUCGUGACGCGCGCGAUCAAUGUCUACCUGAACCUAAAGAAGCGAGGGGCUUACACAUCCGAAGAUUUGCGUCAGUUUGAGCAUGUGCUGUCACAGCCUGACAGCGAGGAGUUGCAGGCCAAGGUGGAGGAAAUCAGGAACACUCGCGAAGUUGGGCCGGAAGAACUCUACGCCGAAAAGCGGCAGCAAGAGUUUGGCAAAGGCAGCUCGAGCCCUGCGGAGCCUACGAGCUCAAGUGCAAGUGGCCGAGGAGAAUCCUCAGACGCCGGAAAGCCGGACGGCGCAGAUCAGCCAAAGACUGGCCGCCGGCGUCGAAGACGUGAUCAGCAGAAAGAGGGCACCCAAAAAGGCAAUGGCAGAGGAUUGGAGGGAAGACAUGUGCCCGGUGCUGAUUGA